AUGAGUACCGACAACGCCAGGAAAGCCGUUCUCAUCACCGGUGCCACCGGCAAACAGGGCGGUGCAGUCAUCGACGCCCUGCUCGCCAACCACCCCAAGCUUUUCACCAUCCUCGCCGUGACGCGCAACCCGACGUCAGCGAGCGCGGCGCGGCUAGCCGCUAAAUCGGCCGCCAUCACGCUGGUCCAAGGCGACCUAGACGACGUGCCGGCACUCUUCUCAGCCGCGGCCGCCGCCAGCAUCGAGCCCAUCUGGGGCGUCUACUCGGUUCAGGUGUCGCACGGCAAGGGAGUGACGUCCGAAGGCGAGAUCGCGCAGGGCAAGGCGCUCAUCGACGAGGCGCUCAAGGCCGGCGUGUCGUACUUUGUGUACAGCAGUGUGGAGCGGGGCGGCGAGGAGCGCAGCUGGGACAACGAGACGCCCAUCCCGCACUUCCAGACCAAGCUGCAUAUCGAGCGGCACCUGGUGGAGGCGACCAAGGGCAGCGCCAUGAGCUGGACAAUACUGCGGCCCGUCGCCUUCAUGGACAACCUAGCGCCGGGCUUCCCCAGCAAGGUCUUCCUCACGGCGCUGCGCGACACACUGGGCCCCAACAAGUCGAUGCAGUGGGUCGCGACGGCCGACAUAGGGUAUUUUGCAGCGGAAGCGCUAGCGCGACCCGAGGAGUACAAGGGCAAGGCGGUGGGGCUGGCGGGUGACGAGCUGACAUUUGGGCAGCUGAGCGAUGCGUUUGAGCGCGCGACGGGGUACGCUGCUGGGACGACGUUUUCGUUCUUAGGCAGCACGCUCAUGUACAUGGUUGCGGAGAUGGGGACGAUGGUGCGCUGGUUUGGUGAUGAGGGGUACAGCGCGGAUAUUGGGGCGUGUAGGGAGAAGCAUCCCAAGAUGAUGGACUUUGAGACGUGGCUGAGAGAGAAGAGCGGGUGGGCUGCUAAGUAG
Messenger RNA from Aplosporella prunicola CBS 121167, 939 nucleotides. RefSeq lists its product as uncharacterized. NCBI's taxonomy places the organism in Eukaryota, Fungi, Ascomycota, Dothideomycetes, Botryosphaeriales, Aplosporellaceae. The transcript has a single exon. Bases 1 to 939 code for a protein of 312 amino acids. The record is from RefSeq and is a predicted model, not a curated record.